Messenger RNA from Aspergillus mulundensis, 1575 nucleotides. RefSeq names its product putative G-patch DNA repair protein (Drt111). Bases 1 to 1575 code for a protein of 524 amino acids. NCBI's taxonomy places the organism in Eukaryota, Fungi, Ascomycota, Eurotiomycetes, Eurotiales, Aspergillaceae. The record is from RefSeq and is a predicted model, not a curated record. Gene Ontology annotation, molecular function: RNA binding. Gene Ontology annotation, cellular component: precatalytic spliceosome. Gene Ontology annotation, biological process: mRNA cis splicing, via spliceosome. The transcript is spliced from 5 exons.
AUGACUUCUGAUUCGACGCCCGCCAAACCGGGCGGCAUGUUGUCACUAUACGCCAACCUGCUCGACCCUUCCGCCGACAACUCUCCUGGAACCAUUUCGCGCGCCCCAGUCGUGUUUAAGCAAGCAGAAGGUGAAGCUCAGUCGGAGGAAGCUGCCGCAAAAAAACAGGUCAACAAUGCUCUUCGAUUCCAACCGACAAAACGCCCACAACUCGCGACCCAGAAACCCAAGCCGAAGCCCACUCUACCGAAGGCGACUUCUGUAGCUCCGACCGCAGCUCCCGUCAAGUCCACGCUUGCAGACUGGGCGGCUACCGAAGAAGACGACGUCAAUGGCUUCUACACGGGACCUAAGAGGCAGCGCGGUGGCCGCAAGAAGCGCAAGAAGAACCGAGAAGCGCAGGAGUUUGUGCAGAACUGGGAUGACAUCUACGAUCCGUCGAGACCGAACAUAUACGAAGAAUACAGGCACAGUGAUGAGCAGAUAUCCGAAGUGCGAGAAUGGAAAGACCGUCUAUAUGCACACCGUAUGGCCCGUUCGCCGAGCAGAGACUCGUAUAGCGACGAGGAUUAUGGACGCCCGGUGAACAGGCAAUUUGCGCCUCCAAGCAGUUUCGCUCCACCUCCUAACCUCAACAAUGUCCCACAAGUGCCUCCUGAAGAUGUUGCUUCUGGAGAAGAUGCAUUCGCACGGCGAGCUCAAAUGGCAGCAAAUAUAGCUGACACCGAUAAAGCUGACUACUCGGCUCCUCCGCCUUCAGGACCGGCAGCUCCAAUUGAUGCACCGACUGGGGAUGAUGCUUAUCUGCGCCGUAUACAGAUGUCAGGACAGCAUCAACCUCCGCCGGCUCCGUCAAAUCCACUGCAAAAUAUUCAGGCACCGUCCGCAACGAUCUCGCGCGCACCUGUUCGAUAUACCCUCCCGCCCGCCCCUGACGACAUCCCUGCCUCGGAAGCGGAGCUUGAAGAAGUCCUCGCCAACGAGCAGCAGGCAGAAGGAGAGGCGGAAGAGGAUGGUCAGGAUGGUCAGCGCUCAUUACGUCCAGGUCAGAAAGGGUUCGCUGAGCGUUUGUUGGCGAAGUAUGGGUGGACUAAGGGAUCUGGCUUGGGUGCUACCGGUUCAGGCAUCGCGAAACCUUUGCAAGUUCAAGUCGAGAAACGCAAGAAACGGCCUGACUCCGAAGGUGGCGGCUUCAUCACGCCGGCUGGUAGAGGUAAGAUCAUCGGCGGCGCAAGAAAGCAAGAGGAUGUGGGCAAAUUCGGUGCAAUGAGCGAAGUCAUCAUUCUGAAAGGGAUGCUGGACGGAAUGGAUGUGGACGCAGAAUUGGCAGGCGAAGAGGGUGGUGGGUUAAUGCAGGAAAUAGGGGAAGAAUGCGGCGAGAAGUAUGGUCGUGUGGAACGUGUCUAUAUAUCUCGUGAUUCCAACCCGCCGGUGCCCGUCUUCGUCAAGUUCACCAACCAACUGUCUGCCCUUCGGGCCGUGAAUGCGCUCGAGGGUCGAAUAUUCAACGGCAACAAAAUAACCGCGCGCUUCUUUGACGCUCAGAAAUUUGAGCAGGCUGUUUAUGAGGACUGA